Molecule: messenger RNA, 255 nt
Organism: Theileria annulata
Lineage: Eukaryota; Apicomplexa; Aconoidasida; Piroplasmida; Theileriidae
Exons: 1
Coding region: 1-255 (84 amino acids)
Source: RefSeq, a predicted model, not a curated record
AUGAGAAUUGAAGAUUCUAAGGAGAAUUCACAGAAAUCAUUCAUGGGCAGACUUGCAAAGGCUAAAAGAUCACUGGUAAGACUAACUAAGAAGACAAUAAACGUGACCGGGUGGACCGUUUGGAUCAUAGGAACCGCUGCCGUAACUUUGGUCGGCCCUGUCAUUUUCCACUACGAUAAAGAAUGCCAUUUACUUGAAAUACAACAUCAAUUAUUACAAGCACAGCAAUCAGCUUCCGUUCCAGUUCUUAACUAA